Molecule: messenger RNA, 2453 nt
Organism: Tyto alba (common barn owl)
Lineage: Eukaryota; Metazoa; Chordata; Aves; Strigiformes; Tytonidae
Product: mucin-1-like
Exons: 4
Coding region: 38-2440 (800 amino acids)
Source: RefSeq, a predicted model, not a curated record
GGUGCUCGUGUAAGGUCUUUGGCUAAGGUCGCCAAAGAUGCCCACGGGUGAGGAGGCGAACGCCCGCUCCCGGCCCGCCAAGGGGCUGCCGAGCCUGCAGGAGAGGCGCCAGGUGAGGGACGGGGCAGGAGGGAGAGGCCGGGGGUGGGACGGGGCCGCACAGAGCUGCCUUGGUGCCAGGGCCAGCCUUGCCGGCGCUGUGGGGGCCGCUGUGCCAAGGCAGCCGCCUCCAUCCCAUGCCUCCUCCUCCUCCUCCUCCUGGUCACAGGUGGGCCUCAGGCAGCCACAGGCAGUGCCGCAGGGCAGCCAGAGCCAGGCCUUGUCCCUCCAUGGGGACAGGCUGCCACUGCUCUCCUGCCCAGAGAGCUCGCAGGACACCGCAAGGCACCGUGCACAGAUGGAUGUUCUGGCACACAGGGUGACCCUGCCCCGCAACAAGGUGGUGCAGGAGGAGACAGCUCGUUGUCCAAGCUUGCCACCUGUCCCCAGGAAGGCAGCGGCACCCGGGCACGCACCCACCGCAGCUCAGCCAGCAGGAGCUGUCAGCACCUGCCCCAGGCUGCCUCCUCUGCCAGCAGCACCCUCCACAUCUCCUGUCAGCAGCAGGGAAACCACCAGCGGCACCGCAGCCAGUGGCCGGCGACAGCUCAUCCCAUCUUCUUGGGGCAUCCGCCAUGGCCAGGGCACAGCCGCAAGUGUGGAGAGCUGGAGGCCUGCCCCACACAGCUCCGCUGGCCGUGCUGCAGCUGCGAAGGGGAUAGCCCAGGGCCUUGUGACUGAGGUCCUGGACAAGGUCUUCCUGGGGAGCCGGGGACCCAGCCAGCAGCCGGCAGCCCAGUGGAACUGGGCACACAGCGCGACUGAGGCGGCACCACCAAGAGCAGCCGAGGUCUGGGCGGCCAGCGGUGGCAAGGCCCCCUCAGCUUUGCCCGUGCCUGGUCCCCUUGCACAUGGGGACACUGGUGCUGCAGGCAGGGCCCCUGCGCCAGCUUCCCUGGCCAGGAACGCAAGGCCAGGGCAGCUCCAGCAGCAGCAGGAAGGCGAGGAGCGGUGUUUCCCCCAGUCGGCACCAGGAUGGCUCCUCAGUAUCAGAUCCAGGCAGAUGGACAGCCUGGCAUUCAGGGUGACCCUGCCUCACAGCAGGGUAACAAGGAAGCAGACAGACCAUCUUGAAAUCUUGCUGCCUGUUUCCAGGAAGGCAGCGGCACCUGGGCAUGCGCCCACUGCAGCUCAUCCAGAUGGAGCUGCCAGCACCUGCCCCACGCUGCCUCCUUUGCCAGCAGCACCCUCCACAUCUUCUGCCAGCAUCAGGGAAACCACCAGUGGCACCACAGCCAGUGGCCACCAACAGCUGGUCCCAUCUUCUUGGGGCAUCUGCCAUGAUCAGGGAACAGCCUGGAGCGUGGAGAGCUGGGGGCUUGCCCCAAGCAGGCCCGCUGCCCAUGUCACAGCUCUGAUGGAAGCAGCACGGUGUGUUGUAACUGAGGUCCUGAACAAGGCUCUCUAUGCGAUCCAGGGACCCAGCCAGCAGCCGGUGGCACAGCGGGACCAUGCACAAGUCAUGGGGGAGGCAGCAGCAGCAAGAACAGCUGAGGACAAGGGAGCCAACAGCGUCAAGAACCCCGCAGCUCAGCCCACGCCUGGUCCUCAUGGAGGUGGGGGCACCGAUGCAUCUGACAGAUCCCUUGUGCCAGCUUCUCCAUGCAGGGACGUCGUGCCAAGGUGCCUGGGUCAAGCAUCAGAGCAUGAUCUGGCAAUGCCGGUGACGCGUAUCAAGUGCUACAUCAGUAGUAGGUUGCUGCCCAUGCAGGACAGGGUUUUUGCGGUCUAUCUGGCCAUCCCUUCCGUCAGGACGGACCCUCUGGAGGAGCUGGAGAGGAGUGGCCCAGGCUGCAAUGAGAACAGCCUAGCUCAGCUCAGGAAACCCACUCUGCAAGUGCCAGAGGACAAGCAAGGGGCCUUGGCUAAGAAGGAAGAUCUCGGCAACGAAGAGAUGUACCAAGAGUCGUCCUCCAUUACCAUCCGCAGCAUCUGUAUCAACCCUUUUAUCCUGGAGCUCGUCCCCCUCCCAACUUGUCCCCAGGAGGGGCCUGGCAGGACCAGCAUCAUGGGCCCAGAGGCAGCAGGAGAGGCAGCUGGCAACCUGCAGGACGCAUCUCCUGCCCCAGCGGGUCCCAUGGACCCUCAGCCGGCAGCUUCUGCCCUGGCCAGAGCGCCCGAGGAAGAGGAGGACAAUCCAAACCUGUCUCCCAUGUCUGGAGCCCAGCAAGGAGAGGCCAGCGCAGCCCUUGACUCCCUGGCGGUGCACGAGGAUGAAGUGGCUUCUUCAUUCCCUCAGAACCCUCCGACAGACACUGCCACAUCCCACCCGGCAGAUGACAGAGGAGACGCAGCAGCAUCUCCCCUGCCUCUGGAGCCAGAAACGGCUCCAAGAAAAUGACUGAACCCCAGAG